AACCCAUUCUCAGUUUCUCCCUACCUAGUCGGCCGAGCUACGCAGACCGGAGACAACGUAAACGUAGUAGUUAAAAAACGUCAAAGUCAUUGGUCUGAUUUUCCUAGCAAUAUCCAACCGUUCAAACCAGAGUGCUACCCUCGCUGCUCUACCCAACGCGAAGAAGUCAACAAAAACAAUUAAACAAAAACUGACAAAGAAACGCGUACUUAAGAAAAUAAAUGGGGGCCCGAAAAGAAAAGAAUACUAUAAGCUCGGAGGUUGGAAGAUCUAAACCUGUCCUCAACCCGGACAUGAUUGCGCAGAUGCAUACGCAUUCGGUUUACUUUCUUUCCUUCGCCCUUCAUUUCUGACCAGUCCAAUCUAUUGCCUUGGCCUUUUCUUCUUCUUCUUCUCCUUCUCCGUCCUACCCCUGCAAAGAAAGAACCCAAAUUGCUGUGCUGUUUAGAUCGGCAGCAGCUAAAUCAACCCAAAUGUUCUCCCCUCUUCAUUUCUGCAGACCCAGAUUGAUCACCUCCUCCACUUUGUAUUAUGUUGUGGGCGCCUCGUGAUUUCCUCCAAUGAAACCGCAGCAGCUCGCUUGGGUUUUAUUGAUGCCUCUUAUAUCGAUACUUGUGGCCAGCCAUGUGACUCCGGUCUCCGGCCAAUGCCCGGGAGACCAGCAAUCUCUUCUACUCCAAUUAAAGCAGAGCCUCAAUUUCAGCCGAUCAUUCUCUGGGAAUCUGGCGGGCUGGAAUUCGAGCAUCGAUUGCUGCAACUGGCUUGGUAUAACUUGUGAUCUAGUGGGUGGCCUUGUUCGUGUUGUUGGCCUCAACUUGAGCAAUGAAUCCAUCACCGGCGGACUUGACAACUCCAUCGCUCUAUUCAGUCUUCAGCAUCUUCAGGUCCUGGAUUUGUCUUUCAACAGCUUCAGCACAACGAUUCCAACUGCGGUGUCCAACCUCACCAAUUUGAGACAUCUCAAUCUGUCUAGUGCUGGGUUUUACGGGCAAAUUCCAUCCGCCGUCUCUCAAAUGAGUAGCUUGGUCAGCCUCGAUCUCUCGACGCUUUCUUUCCUGGGCCUUCCGUCCCUGAAACUUGAGAACCCCAAUCUCGCUGGACUUGUUCAGAAUCUCAAGCAACUAACUGAUCUCCGUCUCGAUGGUGUGAACAUAUCAACGCACGGGACUGAGUGGUGCCGAGCCAUAGCUUCUUCGUUGCCGAAUCUCAAAGUAUUGAGCAUGUCCAACUGCCUCCUUUCAGGCCCUAUUGAUUUCUCGCUCUCCGACCUUCAGUCUCUCUCGGUAGUUCGUCUGGACAACAACAACUUCUCCCAUCCAUUUCCUGAUUUCUUUGCAGAUUUCAGAAACUUGACUAUCUUGCGUCUAACCUCUUGCGGGCUGGUAGGAAAGUUUCCUGCAAAGAUACUCCAAAUUCCAAGCCUAGAGAUUCUUGAUCUGUCGAAUAACAAAUUGCUUGAAGGGGAGAUUCCAGAUUUUCUUCAGAAUCACUACUCUAUGCAGACUCUGUUGCUCACCGACACCAACUUCUCAGGCAAGCUGCCUUCAUCCUUGGGAAAUCUUGGCAACUUGUCAAGAAUAGAGCUUUCUCGAUGCAAUUUCAGUGGAACAAUUCCUAGGUCAUUGGAAAAUCUGGCUCAACUGAAUUACUUGGAUUUUUCGUCCAACAAUCUCAUAGGUCCAAUUCCAUCACUUGGCUUGUCGAAAAGUCUAGUGCAUCUGGAUUUAUCUUACAACCAGUUGGCAGGUGAUAUACCGGCUCAAUGGGGAAGCUUUCAGAAACUUGAGUAUGUUGACCUCAGGCACAAUUCUUUCAACGGAAGCAUCCCUCCAUCUUUGUUCUCCAUUCCAACCCUGCAAAAGAUUCAACUCUCCUUCAACCAACUUAAGGGACCGGCUCCAGAGUUUUCAAAUGCUUCUUCUUCGAUUCUGGAUACUUUAGAUUUGAGCAGCAACCAUUUGGAAGGUCCCAUCCCUCGCUCCAUCUUUGAAGUCCAAACACUGAAAGUCCUUGUACUUUCAUCCAAUAGAUUCAAUGGAACCGUACAGCUGAACUGGAUUCAGGCGCUCCAGAAUCUCACUACUCUUGAUCUUUCAUACAACAACUUGACCGUGGAUGCAAGUGGCAACAACAACUCUACCUUGUCAUCCAUUUAUCCUCAGUUCGGCAUAUUGAACCUGGCAUCGAGCAAUUUGAGCCAAUUUCCCGAGCUGGGAAACCAAUCAAGGCUAACCAGGCUAGACCUCUCAGGAAACAAUAUCAAUGGGGUAGUACCUCGCUGGAUUCUGGAAACAACUACAAUAUACCAUCUCAAUCUCUCACACAACAACCUAGUGGAUUUCCAGGUACCGAUUUCUCUUCCCAAUCUUGGUGUCUUGGACAUGCAUCAUAACAAGCUCGAAGGGGAGAUUCCAAUCAUUCAAUCAUCGUUUUCGAUGAUCUACGUGGACUACUCCAACAAUUUUUUCAAUUUCUCAAUUCCAGUUGACAUCAGCAAUUACCUUCCUUAUGCACUCUUCUUCUCACUGUCCAACAAUCGCCUUAGCGGAGCUAUCCCUGCAAGUAUUUGCAAUGCUUCGUAUCUCCAAGUCCUUGAUCUGUCAAACAACACCUUGACCGGUACAAUUCCAAGCUGUUUAAUGGAGAACAUUGGGACGCUUGCUGUCUUAAACCUGAGGGGCAAUAAGCUUCACGGAAGCAUACCUGACACAUUCCAAGCUUCAUGUUCAUUGCAGACUCUUGAUCUCAGUUUGAACCAGCUAAAUGGGAGGGUUCCAAAGUCCUUGAGUAACUGCACAGCAUUAGAAGUGUUAGACCUUGGCAACAACAUGAUUGAUGAUGUCUUCCCUUGUCUUCUGAAGAACAAUUCCAGUUUGCGUGUCCUUAUCCUGAGGAACAACCUCUUUUAUGGAAGCACUGGAUGCCCACAUCUUCCUGGUACUUGGCAAAAGCUUCAGAUUGUCGACCUAGCCUUCAACAAAUUUUCUGGUCCCCUAAAUGGUCACUGCUUAGCUACAUGGCAAGCCAUGAUGGUUGGAGAUGGAAAUGAAACGCAAAAUCACCUCAAAUUCGAACCUUUCAAGUUGACUCAAUUGUAUUAUCAAGAUUCCAUAACAGUUACCAGCAAGGGCCUUGAAAUGGAACUGGUGAAGGUCCUAACAGUAUUCACUUCAGUUGAUUUCUCAAGCAACAAUUUUGAUGGGCCAAUACCUGCAGCCGUGGGUCAAUUGAAUGCACUUUACAUCCUCAAUUUUUCCCACAACGGUUUCACUGGUCAGAUUCCAGCAGUAUUCGGCAACAUCUCACAGCUGGAGUCACUGGAUCUCUCGGAUAACAAGCUCAGUGGCGAAAUCCCGCAGGAACUCACAGAGCUGACAUUCCUUUCAUUCGUAAACCUGUCAAAUAAUAAUCUCCUCGGAAAAAUCCCUACAGGCAGGCAGUUCCUAACAUUUGACAACACUUCAUACCAAGGUAAUCCAGGUUUAUGCGGCAGUCCUUUGAUGAAAUCCUGCUCAGAUAGCAACACCCCGCCUCCUUCAGGGAGAAAGCAGGGACCAGGGCAACAAAGCCUCGAUUGGGAGUUCAUAAUACCUGGAAUAGGGUUUGGAGCUGCUGCAGCAACUGUGAUGGCACCAUUGAUUUUUAGCAAGAAAGCAACCAGGUGGUGCGACGACCACAUCGACAGAAUCCUCAUGGUGCUUCUUCCUCUUUGCGGCUUCAGAUACUACACGAGCAAUGACUGGAGAAGGGUUCAGCCGGAAGACAUGACCGAGGAGUACAACACAGACCUCGAUGACGACGACGAGGAAGAAGAAGAAAGCUAUGAUGAGUUUGGAGGCAGGUAUUGCGUUUACUGCACUAAGCUUGAUAUGACGAGAAAAAUGGCGAUCCACGAUCCAAAGUGUUCGUGCCAUCACCUCUCACGGCCAGUAUCUACAUUUUCUUCUCCCUUCUCAUCAACGACGACUCUGUAGAACCCGGUGAUUGUUCAUGAACGUAGAUACUCGAGAUUUCAUCCUCCCAUUUCAUUCUUUUUUCGUUCCAUUGUCGGUCUGGUUUCUUAUUUCUUUCUUCUUACACGUAUAUAGGGAGAGAAAUUGUAACAGCCAUGAUUUGUGUGCGGAUGAAAGAGUUGUAUAAAAUUGAAAUAUGCAGUUUUGGGAAAUACCAGGCAGCUCUUCGGUCGGGCGUGGUGUCGCUGCGUCUUGGCUAGGCAUUUUGUCGAACAGCUUACGGACUCCUUUCUGAAAUUAUGAAUUCUUCCCGUCCGAUCUUCCCGGAAAGUAAUGCCGCGCUGAUCGUACCUAGGUAGUUCGGAGAACCAAGAAAGGUGCUUUCACCAAGAAAUUGCCUUCGCUGUA
Molecule: messenger RNA, 4361 nt
Organism: Linum trigynum
Lineage: Eukaryota; Viridiplantae; Streptophyta; Magnoliopsida; Malpighiales; Linaceae
Source: the annotation of a GenBank genome assembly